Messenger RNA from Malus domestica (apple), 597 nucleotides. Its product is annotated as protein FAR1-RELATED SEQUENCE 5-like. Lineage: Eukaryota; Viridiplantae; Streptophyta; Magnoliopsida; Rosales; Rosaceae. The record is from RefSeq and is a predicted model, not a curated record.
AUGAUUGAUUCUGAAGAAGCAAAUAAUAUCAACAAUGAUGACUCGAACGAAUUCGAUUGUGCACCGAGGUGUGGUAUGGAGUUUGAUUCGCAAGAAACAACCUAUAAUUUAUACAAUGUCUACAGACGAAAAGUGGGAUUUAGUAUUAGAAAAGAUCGUCACUACAAGAAUAAGAAAACUAAUGAAGUCACUUCAAGAUUUUUUGCUUGUAGUAAGGAGGGUUUUCGGCUCCAAGAUAAGCAAGAUUACAAGAUAAAGAAGCCAAGGGCAGCGACACGGACAGGUUGUCAUGCUAAAAUGAUUAUUAAGUUGAAUGGAUCCAAUGGAAGGUUUUUUGUGCAUGAAUUUGAGGAACAACACAAUCAUGCUCUUCAGAAACCAGAGUGUGCACAUAUGCUACAAUUUCAGCGAAAAAUAUCAGACUCUCAGGCUGCUGAGUUAGACUUGGCAAAAGAAUCUGGAAUCUUGCUUUGGGAAUCUUAUGAGUUGAUGGCUAAGCAUGUUGGAGAAAGGGAAUCUCUUGGUUAUACAAAGGUUGAUCAGAAGAACUAUCUUUUGUCUAAAAGGCAAAGAAAAAUGGUGUAUGGUGAAGCAUGA